This is a messenger RNA of Dentiscutata erythropus, 526 nucleotides long. NCBI's taxonomy places the organism in Eukaryota, Fungi, Glomeromycota, Glomeromycetes, Diversisporales, Gigasporaceae. The record is from the annotation of a GenBank genome assembly.
AUGUACGCUUUUCUCGCAAUUCUAUUAUUUUUUGUUCGAAGAAAUAAAUCUCCAGCUCCGACUCCCACUCCAAUUCCGGUUACGAUAAAUACCGAUAUAGAUGAAUUAAAACAAGAUAUGUUAGCUAUAAAAAACGAAAUUGUUAGAAUGCAAAGUGAUGCGGAAUGGAGAAGUGAAGUCCGAAGACAAGCAUCUAUACAAAGCCACAGAUCUGAAUAUAUUAUCGUAACUGAAACUCUCUGGGUCGAAUUUACCGCCCUAUUUGAUGAGAGAAGAAAAAGAGAUAAAUGCUCUCCCACGAAAAUAUAUAAUGCCUUAUCCAUAGAAAUAGGACUCAGUCCUGCGACACUUGCUACCUUUUAUCGACACCAGAGAGCACCACUAACCACUUCGUUAGACAAAAUCGAAAUCUGGGUCAAGAGAGAAAACAAGAAAAAAGAUAACUCGAUUAUCAUUAGCAGUGGCAAUAGAGGCUUGAGUAGCCAUAAUAGCGGAGCUAGUGUCUUACCGACACAUAAUUUUUCGA